CGAAAAAUUAUUUUGAUAUGGUGAGAAAUAGUGUAAUUAAUAAUGAAAUAGAACAAGCUUCCAACCCUACCAACAACAGAAGAGAAUCCAUAAAACUCAUAAAUUCUUCGUUGUUAAAUUGGACAAUAGGCCUAUAUUCUGGUCAUGGGAAAUAUUUAACAGCCGAAAAUUUCGGGUACAAGUUAAACGUGACUGGUAUAGUCCUUAAAAAGAAGCAGUACUGGACCCUGAUACCCGAAUUGAUCGAGGAUACAUUUAGCAAAAUUCUUGUCAAUAACGUCGAUGCUCCGAUAGUGUACCUAAAAUCGAUGAUGGAUCGUUAUUUAACUAUCGAUAGAUUCGGAAACGUGAGCUGCGAAGCUGACACAGCUGACGAAGAACAAAGAUUCGCUUUAGUAUUCUACUUAGACUCUCAUAAAGAUGAUUCAUGGAAAGCUGAUAGGUGGGGCCCUUAUCUCCUGUUAAAUGUCAAGCAUAACUAUUAUUUAUCCGCCAACGCUAAAAAUAACACCCUGAAGGGUCUCAACAAACCGGUAGAUCCUUCGGAAUAUUGGAGCCUACAUCUACAAGUUCACCCUCCUUACAUAAAUUUAAAACAUAUCCAUCGUCAAAAAUAUGCCAAAACGUUUUGUCCUGAGUCGGUUUGUUUAAGCGAUGUCAUUCCUUGGGGAUUAGAAUCACUGUUUACAUUAGAAAGGGUCAGCCAAGACCGAUGCGAUUCUAACAUUAUAAAUGGGAGCGAUAAAGUUGAUAAUAUUUUUAAUCCAACUAUGUAUACCAUCAAAACCUUUAAUGGUAAUUAUUUAACUUCCAACGGAAAAUCUAUCCCGGCAGAUAUAAAAAAAAUACAAAGUCAGGCUUUAUUUUUCUUGAUCUAUGUGCAGGGGUACUUAGCAUUUAGGGACAAAGAUGGUAAAUAUCUCACGGCCAUUGGGAAUGAAGGCGCAAUCAAAUGUAAAAAGUCGAUUCUAAGUAAAGAAGAAUUAUGGACGGUUACAGGUUCAUCUCCGCAGAUAAACUUCAAAGGGUCAAAUGACAAAUUUGUAUCCGCACAACGAAGCAUAGAUAUAGUAGUCAAUCAAGAUGAAAUGUCAGAAUUAGAAACUUUUCAAUUGGAAAACGAUUCAACUGGUAAAUUUUGGCGUUUCAAGACAGUUUCGGAUAAGUACUGGAGCGUAGGGGACAAUGCCUGUGUUAAAUGUGUCGAUGAUAAUACGUCGUUAACAUCGAAGAUAAAAAGCAUGUUUAUGGAUGACAAAAACUCCGACAAGGAUAAAUUCGACAUCACCUGGUUGCCGAAUAAACAACUAGGCAUUAAAUCAAUCAGCAACAACAAAUAUCUCACCUUAAAGAUUAAUAAACAGCUGUUUGCUACAGCCAAUGAUAUAGGAGAGCGGGAAAAGUUUAAAUUGUAUCUUGUCAAUAGACCCUUCUUAGUUUUACAAGGAACAGAGGGUUACGUAGGAGAAGGUAAGGCCAUCGAAGGUCAUUUAGACACUACGAAAAUUUUAUACGAAGAAACAUUCAUCGAACAAUUAACUCACGAAUCCUAUCAUUUUAAAACGAAAAACGGUUUAUACUGGACUCUACAAGAUGAAUCUCAGCAAAUUAUGGCUUUGCCAAAAUCUAAAAUUAAAGAUGGCAGACCUCACACUUUUUUUAUAAUAUUCAAGGAAAGUUCUAAAAUUAUAAUAAUGGCCCAAAACAACAACUUCAUAAAAAUUGGUGCUGGUAAAAAGUUGGAAGCUACCGAACAAAAUCAACAGAAUGCCUCAAUUUGGAAUAUAUAAUACAUCUGUUUGUGUAACAAAUUAUCUCGCGAUUUCAUCAUAUCAGUCUUAAUUUUGACUAUAGAGAUCGGCCUCAUUAUUUGGAUAGAUAUUAUAAUGUAUCAUUUAUUCUCGGCACAUUUUAAAUAUUAUUUAUUAUGAUUAAUGAAAAUUUACUUAAUUUUAAUAAACUUUGUUAAUAAAUAUAUCCAAAAAAUGUUUUACCCCCCCCCCUCCUCCCUCCUCCGCCACUUUUUAUUUUUUAAAUGCCCAAAUUUAAACGAUAUUUUUUAUAGCUUAUAAUAAAUUUUGCGAAUAGAAUUCAAUUCAUUAAAUUUAUAUUUACUUAUAAUUUAUAUGAAAAUUAUUUUAUAGUUAAAUUAGAAUAUUAUAUAAUUUAAAAAUAUUCCUUGUUUUUAAAAAAAUUCUAUUGAUAAGUGGAAAAAAGGGACAAACAAAAU
Messenger RNA from Gordionus sp. m RMFG-2023, 2230 nucleotides. RefSeq names its product protein singed-like. The record is from RefSeq and is a predicted model, not a curated record. Bases 18 to 1790 code for a protein of 590 amino acids. Gene Ontology annotation, cellular component: actin cytoskeleton; cytoplasm. Lineage: Eukaryota; Metazoa; Nematomorpha; Gordioida; Chordodea; Parachordodidae. Gene Ontology annotation, molecular function: actin filament binding; protein-macromolecule adaptor activity. Gene Ontology annotation, biological process: establishment or maintenance of cell polarity; cell migration; actin filament bundle assembly. The transcript is spliced from 6 exons.